AUGAUAGUAAGGAUUAUUCGAGACUAUCCUGCAGAGCACAUGGUAACCCUCAUUAGCUGCACAUUUGUUACUUUGCAAUCAGCUUUUGUUGCUCUAGCUGCUGAAAGGGAUCCAAAUGCUUGGAAACUCAGACCCGAUCUCGAGUUAUUUGGUAUGCAUUUGAAAGGACCCAUAAUUUAA
Messenger RNA from Ilex paraguariensis (yerba mate), 180 nucleotides. Lineage: Eukaryota; Viridiplantae; Streptophyta; Magnoliopsida; Aquifoliales; Aquifoliaceae. The record is from the annotation of a GenBank genome assembly.